Mytilus trossulus (common blue mussel) is the source of this 1807-nucleotide messenger RNA. RefSeq lists its product as uncharacterized. Gene Ontology annotation, biological process: regulation of transcription by RNA polymerase II; regulation of DNA damage response, signal transduction by p53 class mediator. NCBI's taxonomy places the organism in Eukaryota, Metazoa, Mollusca, Bivalvia, Mytilida, Mytilidae. The transcript is spliced from 16 exons. The coding region runs from base 80 to 1807 and encodes 575 amino acids. Gene Ontology annotation, molecular function: transcription regulator activity; protein binding; histone H4K20 methyltransferase activity. Gene Ontology annotation, cellular component: polytene chromosome; nucleus. The record is from RefSeq and is a predicted model, not a curated record.
UGUAUUGUAUUCCUCAAUUACAAUUUAGUGUAAACUUAUUAAUUUGGAUACUAUAUAUACCCUAUUCUUUAUAAUUAUAAUGACUAGGAAAAGUGAAAGAAUCACAAAGCAAGGCCAGGAAAAUGAGUUUAAUCCAGUGAUAGAUGCAGAGUUCUAUAUAAGAAAGCGUGAAGACAAGGAGGGCUUUGCUGUUAGAGAAAUUACUCCAAACAUAGGAAAAGGGGUGUUUACAAGCAGAAAUUUUAAGAAAGGAGAUUUUCUCCUUGAAUAUGAAGGAGAGUUGCUUUCCAGCGAAGAAGGUGUCAGUAGGCUGGAUGAGCAUGUGGCAAGUGGCAUUGGUUGUUAUGUGUUUUUUUUCAAAAAUAAAGAUGAAAAAAAAAUGAGCAUUGAUGGCACAUUUUCUAGGCUUAAAGCCAGAUAUGUAAAUGAUGGUAUAGGUAUUGAAAAAAACUCUGUUAUGAAAAGAAUUGAUGUUGAAGACAGGCCCCAUUUGGCUUUAUUUGCUGUUAGAGACAUAAACACAGGAGAGGAACUCCGUUAUGAUUAUGGGGAAACAUCUAAAUACCUGCCAUGGAGGAGGAAGUCAAAAAUCACCAAUAUACUAUCUACAACAAACACAGAUGAAGAAUCUGAUGAUAAAGACAGUCAUGACAGUAUUGUACACCAUGAAGACAGUGGAAGUUCUAAUGUACACAGUUCAAAUAUUCUGUCACAUGGCAAGUCAACAAACCCUGGAUAUUCUUCUGACUUCCUUUCUGCUGACAAUAAUGCACCAUCAAUGAAUGACCUUGACUUACUUUCAACAGAGCAGAACAUACUAAAAUAUACUGAAAGGGAUGAUUUUAAACAAGGCAGUUUAUUGUGUGAAUCUAGUUUACUUGAAAGCAAAAAGAAAAUGUGUGACGGCAGUUCACCUACUGAGCAAGUGCUGUCUUCUAAACUUCAGUCUACAACAAACACAGAUGAAGAAUCUGAUGAUAAAGACAGUCAUGACAGUAUUGUACACCAUGAAGACAGUGGAAGUUCUAAUGUACACAGUUCAAAUAUUCUGUCACAUGGCAAGUCAACAAACCCUGGAUAUUCUUCUGACUUCCUUUCUGCUGACAAUAAUGCACCAUCAAUGAAUGACCUUGACUUACUUUCAACAGAGCAGAACAUACUAAAAUAUACUGAAAGGGAUGAUUUUAAACAAGGCAGUUUAUUGUGUGAAUCUAGUUUACUUGAAAGCAAAAAGAAAAUGUGUGACGGCAGUUCACCUACUGAGCAAGUGCUGUCUUCUAAACUUCAGUCUACAACAAACACAGAUGAAGAAUCUGAUGAUAAAGACAGUCAUGACAGUAUUGUACACCAUGAAGACAGUGGAAGUUCUAAUGUACACAGUUCAAAUAUUCUGUCACAUGGCAAGUCAACAAACCCUGGAUAUUCUUCUGACUUCCUUUCUGCUGACAAUAAUGCACCAUCAAUGAAUGACCUUGACUUACUUUCAACAGAGCAGAACAUACUAAAAUAUACUGAAAGGGAUGAUUUUAAACAAGGCAGUUUAUUGUGUGAAUCUAGUUUACUUGAAAGCAAAAAGAAAAUGUGUGACGGCAGUUCACCUACUGAGCAAGUGCUGUCUUCUAAACUUCAGAUGACUAAGAAAUGCUUUGUUAGUCUGAAGAGAUUUUGUAUUUCUAAACUGAAAGGUGGAAGAUUUAAAGUAGGACAACCUGGUCACAUAGGUAUGAAACUAUCUAAAUGUAUAAGAAUUACUUGGCUAGUCCCAAAAAGAUUUGAACAUGAAUUACUGAAUUCUCUUGAAUAUUGA